Molecule: messenger RNA, 1848 nt
Organism: Paramecium sonneborni
Lineage: Eukaryota; Ciliophora; Oligohymenophorea; Peniculida; Parameciidae
Source: the annotation of a GenBank genome assembly
UUUGAAUAUUAAAAAAUGAAUUCAAGGGAUGGACAGACAGAAAAGAUUGAAAAGGACUUUUCAAGAUUAUUGGAGAGAUAUAAUCGUUCAAAAUAAGUCAUUGAUUAAUUGUAUUAAUCAGGUGGUAAGAAUGAUACAACAAUACGUUCUGAAAAAAAUUAUAAGGAAGAGAAAGAGAAGGAAUAUGUAUCAAGAGAUAAGUAUAACAAAAUGAGAAGUUUAAAUAAAGAGCUUAAAGUAUAAAAUUUGUAUUAAUAAAUAAAUUAGAUAACUCUAAAAGAAUAUAUAGAUAGAACAAAAGAGUUGGAAUAGACAAUAAGAGGGAAAGAUGAAUUAAUAGAAAAGUAUGAGAAGGAAUUAAGAGAAUAAUAGGAAAAUUUAUAUAAUCAAUUAUAAGAAUAGAAGGAAUAGAUUUUGAAAGAAGAUUAAUAAGCAAGAGUUAAUGAAGAUCUCAGAACUUAAUUAACUUAGGCAAAAUAGAAAUUAAUAAAAAAGAAAGCAAAAAUAUAAUUACUUAAGGAUUCUUAAAAAUCAAAUGAUGUAAGAAAUAUAAUUUAUAUUUUUAUUAGGGUAGAUUAGAAGAUUAAAAAUAAGGAUUUCAAUAAGAAUUGGAUAGAGUAUAAAAGUUAUGCGAAGAAUUCUCAAAUGAAAUGUAUUAUAAAUAGAUUAAUUAUAAAUUAGUAAGGAUUCAGAAAAGAGGUUGAUAUGUUUGAAUGACGAAAAUGAACAAUAUAAAUAGUUAUUAGAUUAAAAAGAAGAGGAUAGAAGAUAUUUGGAGAUGAUGAUUUAGGAAGAGAGAGAGAAUACAAAUAAAAUAAGUUCAAAAAUUUAAGAAUAUUUUGAUGAAAAGAAGAUUUUAUAGAUAACAAUAGAUAAUUAAGGAAAGAAAGUAUAGGAUUUAGAAGAGUAAUUGAAAUAAGCUGAUACAAGAUAUUAAAUGUUGUAAGGGAAGUUAGAUUAAGAGAAAUAAGGUAUGAUAAGUGAAUUACAAGAAAAUUUAUAGAAAAAAAAAUAAAAAACAAAAUAAAUGCAAAAUCAGAUCUAAUAAUUAGAAUAGAAAUUAUUAGAAAAAUCAAAAGAAGAUAUGAUAGUUAAUAAAUAAAUUUAAGAUUUAUAAGGAGAAAAACAGAAAUUGUAAUCUAUGCUAGAGGAUUAGAAAUAAAAAACUGAUUAGGUUUUUAAUGAAGCAUAAUUCAAAAUAUAAGAUAUAAGAGAUUUGAAGGGAGAGAUUGAUAAAUAUAGACAAACUCUUUAAAUAUAAGAUGAAAAAAUAACAAAAUAUGAUGUCUAAUAUUAGAUUGAUUAGAAGGAGAAAUAAAGAUUAGUUCAUGAGAUUGAGAUUUUUGAAUAAGAAAAUAGAAAAUUAAAACAUUUAUUAUAUGAAUAAGAUAGAGAUAUUGAUUACAUGAGAUAAUAAUAAGAAUAAGUAUUUUAAUUGAUUAAAAUAUAAUAGGAGAUAUUAUAUAUUGAAAAGAAAGUUGAUUCUUUAGUUGCAGAGGUUCAUGUUGCUAGAGAAGAGACUAAUGAAUGGAAACGAAAUGCAAAUGAUUUAAAAAGAUAGUUAUAAUAACAAGAAGAAAACACUAAUUAAUUUAAAGCAAAGUAUUUGAAAAGCAAAUAGAAUUCAAAAAAUUUGGAAAAUGAAUAAAGAUUUGUAUUCAAAUUAAAUUAUAUUAUUUAUAGCUUGAAGAAAAAGUUAAAUUGUUAGAAAAUGAAAAAUUACUUGGAGAGAGAGAAGCUUUGAAAAAUACUGUAGUUUAAUAAAAAUCGGUUUAAUAAAGUAAAAUUAAAGUGCUUGAUGAAAUUUAGAAUAUGAUCAAGUAACAUAAAUAUAGAGAAUGAAUUUUU